Molecule: messenger RNA, 1347 nt
Organism: Pteropus alecto (black flying fox)
Lineage: Eukaryota; Metazoa; Chordata; Mammalia; Chiroptera; Pteropodidae
Gene: NTN5
Product: netrin 5
Exons: 8
Coding region: 1-1347 (448 amino acids)
Molecular function (GO): protein binding
Source: RefSeq, a predicted model, not a curated record
AUGCCCGUGACCUUCGCCCUCUUGCUUCUCCUGAGCCGGGCCACCUCGGACCCAUGCUACCAUCCAGGGGGCCGCCCCCGCUUCUGCCUCCCACCAGUGACCCAGCUGGCUGGCAUAGUGGCCUCCUGUCCCCAGGCCUGCGCCUUGUCCGCGGGGGCCACCUGUAACGGCAGUCUGACUCUGGCCCUGGGUGGCCCCUUCCUCCUGACGUCCGUCAGCCUGCGCUUCUGCACUCCAGGCCCCCCAGCCCUGGUCCUGUCGGCCGCCUGGGCCACCAGAGGCCCCUGGAGAUCACUGUGGCGCAGGCCCGCCUGGCCCUGCUCCUGCAACCAGCACGCCCGCCGCUGCAGGUUCAACUCCGAGCUGUUCAGGCUGUCAGGCGGCCGGAGCGGGGGUGUUUGCGAGCGGUGCCGCCACCACACAGCUGGGCGGCACUGCCACUACUGCCAGCCAGGGUUCUGGAGGGACCCUGACCAGCCGAUCACCAGCCGCAAGGCCUGCAGGGCCUGCCAGUGCCACCCUAUUGGGGCGACAGGUGGCACCUGUAACCAGACCAGCGGGCAGUGCUCCUGCAAGUUAGGGGUCACCGGCCUGACGUGCAACCACUGCGGUCCUGGCUAUCAGCAGAGCCGCUCCCCUCGGAUGCCCUGCCAGCGAAUCCCAGAGGCAACCACCACCCUUGCUACGACCCCUAGUGCUUACAGCUCUGACCCUGAGUGUCACAACUACUGCAACGUUUCGGGCACCAGGGUACACAUGAAUCUUCGGAGGUACUGCCAGCAGGAUUACGUUCUCCGCGCGCAGGUGCUGGCGUCUGAGAUGGUGGGCCCGGCGUGGUGGCGGCUGGCCUUGCGCGUGCUGGCUGUGUACAAGCAGCAAGCGCGGCCUGUGGGCCGCGGCGGCCGUGAGGCAUGGGUGCCCGGCGCCAACCUGGCCUGCGGCUGCCUGCGCCUGCGCCCGCGGUCCCGCGCGCAGGGGCUGGCGUCUGAGAUGGUGGGCCCGGCGUGGUGGCGGCUGGCCUUGCGCGUGCUGGCUGUGUACAAGCAGCAAGCGCGGCCUGUGGGCCGCGGCGGCCGGGAGGCAUGGCUCAAGAUCCUUGUUCUUAAUCACCUCUGCAAAGUACCUUUUGCCAUGUCAGGUAACAUAUUCACCGGUUCCAAGAGUGAGCGUGUGAACAUCUUUGAGGGCCAUUAUUCCGCCUCCCGCAGCCAGAUAUGGCAUCUUCAGAGUGAUCCUUUUCGUCGUGGUCCAGCGUGGCAGCUAGCGCUCAAGCCCAUGUCGCUAUCCAUGCAGCAGAAUGAAGAAAGGCAAAGAAAAAAGGCCAAAAGGCCCAUGCAGCUGACCUAA